Messenger RNA from Hemicordylus capensis (graceful crag lizard), 3166 nucleotides. It is a transcript of the gene RRM2B, whose product is annotated as ribonucleotide reductase regulatory TP53 inducible subunit M2B. Gene Ontology annotation, biological process: deoxyribonucleotide biosynthetic process. The coding region runs from base 271 to 1164 and encodes 297 amino acids. The record is from RefSeq and is a predicted model, not a curated record. Gene Ontology annotation, molecular function: ribonucleoside-diphosphate reductase activity, thioredoxin disulfide as acceptor. The transcript is spliced from 9 exons. Gene Ontology annotation, cellular component: cytosol. NCBI's taxonomy places the organism in Eukaryota, Metazoa, Chordata, Lepidosauria, Squamata, Cordylidae.
GCCUGGGAGUAAGGGAGGUAGCACUUGCCGCGCUUGAGAGCUCCCUGGCGGGUGCGGAGCCGGAACUCGGGAGUUUGCGCAUCCUCACUUAGGAGGGAGCCCCAAUAAACGCCGUCGCGCCACUGACUUCCGCGCAAGCUGGAGCCCGAGUGCUGGGGGUGUUCUUCAGAUGACAUUGAAAAUGGCUUGAAGUCAAAUGAAGAGCCUCUUUUAAGGAAAAAUCCUCGUCGAUUUGUCAUCUUCCCAAUCCAGUAUCCUGACAUAUGGAAAAUGUACAAGAAGGCCCAGGCUUCUUUCUGGACAGCAGAAGAGGUUGACUUAUCAAAGGACCUUCCUCACUGGAACAAGCUGAAAGCAGAAGAAAAAUACUUCAUUUCACAUAUCCUGGCCUUUUUUGCAGCUAGUGAUGGAAUUGUGAAUGAAAACCUGGUGGAGCGUUUUAGCCAGGAAGUGCAGGUCCCAGAGGCUCGCUGCUUCUAUGGCUUCCAGAUACAAAUAGAAAACGUUCACUCAGAGAUGUACAGUUUGUUAAUCGACACCUACAUUAAGGAUCCUGAGAAAAGAGACUUUUUAUUUAACGCUAUUGAAAGACUGCCAUGUGUCAAGAAAAAAGCAGACUGGGCACUGAAGUGGAUAAAGGACAGGGAAGCCACUUUUGGGGAAAGAGUUGUCGCUUUUGCUGCAGUUGAAGGAAUCUUCUUCUCUGGUGCCUUUGCAGCUAUAUUUUGGCUCAAAAAAAGAGGACUGAUGCCGGGACUCACUUUCUCCAAUGAACUCAUUAGCAGAGAUGAAGGUCUCCAUUGUGACUUUGCUUGCCUAAUGUUCCAGUAUUUAGUGAAUAAGCCUUCGGAGGCAAGGGUCAAAGAGAUCAUUGUCAAUGCGGUUGAUAUUGAACAGGAGUUUUUGACGGAGGCUUUACCGGUUGGUUUGAUUGGAAUGAAUUGCACUCUGAUGAAACAGUAUAUUGAGUUUGUGGCAGACAGGUUACUUCUGGAACUGAGCUUCUCCAAGGUCUUUCAAGCGGAAAACCCUUUUGACUUCAUGGAGAACAUUUCACUGGAAGGAAAAACCAAUUUCUUUGAGAAGAGGGUUUCGGAGUAUCAGCGUUUUGCAGUUAUGGCUGAAACAUAUGAUAAUGUGUUUACUUUAGAUGCUGACUUCUAGUACUGCCUACUUCAGGGAGAAAAUAUUGGCCAGAAUGUAUAUUUACCACUGAUUGCUGCAAAAGCUUCUAUUUCUUCUACUGGAAGUGGAGUGUUCUGGGAAUAUUUUUCUAGCAUCCCAUAUUGGAUGACGUUUUUAUGCAACAUAUUUAUUGCAGAUUGUAAUGUAAAAAAAGAUGGUUUUUGUUCCUUAACAAAAGUUCAUUUGAUAAAAUGAUGCCAUUUUAAUAUUUGUUCAGAGUUAAUGUCACUGUGGCAUUUUUGUAAUCUUCAGUUGCUGAUUUAUGUUGUAUGGCAAGCUUUAAUUGAUUUGAAUAACAACAACAAACACUUUAAUUGUACAUUUGCUCUCCACCCCUACUUUGCCCCCUCUUGCUGAGAUGGAGGAUGCACUCCCAUGCAGAAUACGGAGAAGCUGCAACAUCACUGAUCACCAUUCCAAAUUGGAUGGUUGCAGGUUUUUUGUGCUGCCAAGUCAAACUACUAUGGCCUUUCUUCUGACAAUUGGCUCAGAAUGUGGUUUGAAGGCAUAAGAUGCAGCCACCUUGCUGAAGCUAAGCAGGCCUGGUCUGGUCAGUGCCUGGAUGAGAGAUCACCUGGGUGCCUCAUGUACCCCACUCUCAGCUCCUGGGAUGAAAGGGAAGCUUUAAAUCAAUAAAAGUAAUAAGAGCCGAGGCCACAGGUACACUCACUUUUAAAGGAUGCAUGUUCACUGAGUUUAUGUCAGCAUCGACACUGCUAUUUCUAGUUGGCAAAGCAGAAUGCAGUUCUGUAGCAGUUGUGCAUGUGCUCUCUCUCGCUCUAGGCUUGAAAGGGAUAUGGCAGUAUGCACAGCUCCUAUUGUGCUGUGUGCAGUUCUCUGACUAGAACCUGCAGCAGUUUUGGUAGCAGUAGUAGAUGAAAAAGAAAUGCAUGCAGCAAUAGUGGAAGAGCUGUGGACAGAGACAGGCAGCUGAAGAGGGGAGGAGUAAUCAGCAUGAGGAUGCCCUGAAAAACUUUGUACAGCUGUUUGAACAGUUGGCUUCAAAUACCAGUGCAUAAAUGUCGCACAGCCACAGUUUUUCUUGGUCCACACGGUCUAAUGUUUUGUUGGCUGCCUUUUUCACUGCUGCCUCUAGAGAGCAAGAGUGGUAUGGUGGAUAGAUCAGGGGGCCCCAGAUUGAAAUCCUCCUUCAGCUUGAAGAACAUUUGGUGACCUUAGACUGAUGACACACUCCCUCAGCCAUACCUACCUCACAAGUUUGUUCUGAGGAUAUAACAAGGGGGAGGAAGAGAAACCACAUAUGCUACCCCAAAUACCUUGGAGAAAGGAUAGAAUAAAAAUGUAAUGAAUAAAUGGCUGCAGGCACAAAUGGAAGGACAGCUUUACAAAUUGAAUCAAUGAAAUUUAAAUGAAAUAAUCUUCUUUUAAACUUUUUAGUAAUCCUGUCCUCUCUUUUUCUCUCUUAUCAGUAUCAUACUAACAACUGCACAAAACAUAGAAAUGAAAGAAUGAAGUCGUGUUCUUAAUUUUUACAAUGGAGGUGGCUUUAAUUCAACUAUUCUGCAGUUUAAAGUUUGUUUGGACUAAUGUAACUUAGGACGAAUGUGUGCACAUUGGGAAAUGAAUAUGAUGACUGGUUGAACACAUUGUUCAGUUUAGCACUUUAUAUUCUUUAAAAACAAUCAUUCUGGUUCAUCAAAACCUGAAGAAUCCCUUGCAUAGGGUGACUUUAGGAAGAUUGAUCAUAGGAUCUGAACCCUUUUGGCUACGAACUUGGCCAUCUGUUUGAAGUAGCUCACAUUGCGACAGCAUAGUUUACCAUCUGGCCUAUAGCAUCUCUAUCUAAGUGGAUGCACAAUACAGUUGCAGAAUUUUUUGUUUCUCUCUUUCGGAGUAAACAUGUCAGCAGCAAAGCCAGGAACUGGUUAGCCUUGGAAAUGAAUGGGAGAAGGACAGAGCAAUGCUACAAAGGUUUUUGAAGAAAAAAUUGCAUGGAAAUAAAUUCAAAGCUUGUUUUGCG